AUGGUGAAACGACCCGCAGCGCUCUCCGACUCUGAGUCCGAGGGCGACCAGGCAUCCAAACGCGCGCGAACCACGGAUCUCAGCGACGACGAGGACUAUGAAAAUGGUACUCAAGGGCGAUCUACCCAACGCAAAGGAAAAGGCAAAGCAAGGGCCCAAGAUGACAAUGAAGGCGAAGGCAAUCAACAAGGACCUCGCGCAGCCGCCGUCGACGCGGACCAGGAGGAGAUAGACGCUCAUUUUGAGCGCGAAAACGCUGAAAAGCUGUUCCAGAUCAUCAUACGCUCAGAGGGCACUUCACAGAAGGGCAUCUCUGAGUACGGUAUCAUCGAGGCUGUCCAUAUGGUCGACUUUAUGUGUCACGAGAAGUUGAGCUUCGAGUUUGGCCCUCAAAUUAAUUUCAUUAUUGGGCACAACGGAAGUGGAAAGAGUGCUGUUCUGACUGCGUUGGUUAUCGCGCUGGGCGGUAAAACCGCCGCGACUGGUCGAGGGACUGGUCUAAAGACUUUUAUUCGGGAAGGUCGUCCGUGGGCGGAAGUCACGGUCAAGAUCAAGAACCAAGGCUCCGACGCAUACAAACACGAUCAAUACGGCAAUUCUAUCAUCAUCACCCGUAGAUUCACCAAAGAUGGCUCAGCGACCUGGAAAAUCAUGAGCGAACAUGGAAAGGUCAUCAGUAAUAAGAAGGAUGAGCUCUCCAAGAUCUGCGACCAUAUGAACAUCCAGGUGGACAACCCAAUGAACGUUCUUACUCAAGGUACCGUCCCCAAUUCUUCCCGCCAGUUCCUCAGCUCGUCGUCCAGCGGCGACAAAUACAUGUUCUUCCUCCGAGGGACGCAGCUAUUCCAACUCGCCGAGGACUAUGACGAAUGUCUGGAAAACAUCAGCAAGACCUACAAACUCCUCCAAGAAAAACUCAAAGCGAUCCCCGACUUGAAGGCCAAGUUCGAGCAAUCCAAGAGGAAGUAUCAAGAGGCCGAGAAAGCACGAGAACACAAGCAAAGGCUGGAAGAUCUCAAAAAGGAGUUGGCGUGGUCUCAUGUCGCCGGAAAGGGCAAGGAGCUGACGGAGAAGAAGAUGGAAAUCGCGAGACUGAAGAGCAAGAUCCCCAAAAUCCAAGAGAAGCUAACUGAAGCGGAGACGGAGCAUUCAGAAUGGGAGGCCCGAAUCAAAGAACUUGAAGCCGAGGUCGACGCGCUCGGCGACCAGGACCUUCUCGCAGGACGCAAGGCCAACCUCACGCAAGAGAUCAAACAAAACUCCAGCAAGUUGCUGGGCUAUUCCAAGGACAUGAAGAGGAUGGACGAAGAGAUUAAGACCCUCAACCGGAAGAUCUCUGAGAACCAAGCGAAGCUCGAGGAGGAGAACGCCAAGUUACUUGCCAACACCCAAGCCCAGCGCGACGCUCUCGACGCUGAGAUCCAGUCGGUUCAAGAAGAUAUCGCCAAGUACGAACGACAGCUCGAGGAGAUCACUCAGGAGAAGCGCGACCUUGACACCAAAAAGCGAGAAUGCCAGCAAAAGGGACAUGAUCUCGAGAAGGAGAAAAGGGAGCUGCAAAAUGCGAUCAUGAGCUGCGACAAUUUGAUCAGGGAUGCUCAACGCAUGGCGGCGGACAAGUACGUCCCAUAUGGUCACAACAUCAAGGAUAUCUGCCAAAGGAUCCAGGGGAUGAACUGGUACGGCGACGUCCCUCUCGGUCCUCUGGGCUUGUACGUUCGGGCCAAGGACCCCGCGAGGUGGGGGAAGCUGUUGCGUAUCCAGCUCGGCGGGUUCCUCAUGUCGUUCGUUAUCACGGAUGCUCGGGAUCGUCCUCAGCUCAGCAAGUUGCUGAAGGACUAUAACAACCACAACCAGAUCAUCAUUUCGCAGAAGGAUAUUUUCGACUACAGUUCUGGCGAGCCGGACCAGAAGUAUCUCACUGUCCUCCGCGCGCUCGAGAUCUCUGAGCCAUUCGUCACGCGUGUCCUGAUCAAUCAGGCGGCGAUCGAGCGAGUCGUGUUGAACCCCGAGCGUAAAGCCCUCGAAAACCAAUUAUUGGAGAUUGGAGGGCAGCAAUCGGGUUGGUCGGCCGACCUCUUCACCGUCCGUACUUAUGGACAAGACGGUAUUGUCACCAAUCCAAUCCAAGACAGACGGUCCAAUUCGCUUCUUCUGACCGGUCGUGAUAACGCUUCCGAGAUUCGUCAUCAUGAAGACGAGAGGCGACGACUCGAAGAGAAGCUCAGGGCAAAAGACCAGGAAAUGCUAGGGUACAAAAAUCAGUUUGGUCAGGCGAUGAAGAGUCUCCAAGAGCUCAAUAAAUCUGAAACGAAAAUCAAGGACUUGCGCGUCCGGGCUCAGAACAAGCUUGCCAGUCUUCAAAGCGAAAUUUCUACCGACUUUCCGUCCAUUAUCCAUCACUUGAAAGCUACGAUUGAGGAAGCUGAAUCGGAGAAGGCGACGUUGAAGCAAAACUUUGAGGAGGUGAUGAAGAAUAAGGCAGAGGUUGACGAGCAGCAGCAAGGGCUCCAAACUCAGAUGAACGAGGUCAAGCAAAAGUUGGAGGAGUAUGCGGCGAAGAAAGCGGAGUAUGGGGAGAAAAUCUCGUUGGCUGCUAUCGAACGUGUGAAGAAGCAGCAGGCUGCCAAGCAUUACGGUAAAAAACUUGAAGAGGCCAAGGAAGAGGUUAGACAGGCGGAGGAGCAGGGCGAUGUUCUUGAACAGGAGUACCAGAAUUGGACCGAGGCGGCGCUGAAGUUUUGUGAAGAGUGGCCGGAACCUAGGUCGACCGAGGAGGUUCAGAGGAAUAUCGAUUCGACGAAGGCUGCUCUGCAGGAGCGUGAGAAGAGACAAGGAGCCUCGAUCGACGAACUCGCUGCGCAGCUGGCCAAAGACAAGGAUACCCUCGAGAAAGCGCAGAAUGACCUCCAGGGUCUGUAUGACCUGAACAAUGCGCUCAAGUCGUCGAUGGAAGCGCGGACGCAUAGGUGGCACGAGUUUAGGAGGCAUAUCGCGUUGAGGACGAAGUUGAUUUUCCAGUACAACUUGUCGAGGCGUGGGUACUAUGGGAAGGUUAUUUUCAAGCAUAGCGAUCAGACGUUGCAGUUGAGGGUGCAAACGGACGACCAGGCUGUGCAGGGUAGUGCGGAGAAGGAUCCCAAGGUGUUGAGUGGAGGUGAAAAGUCGUUUUCGACGAUUUGUUUGUUGUUGUCACUUUGGAAUGCGAUUGGCUGUCCUUUGAGGUGUCUUGAUGAGUUUGAUGUGUUCAUGGAUGCUGUGAAUAGGCGGAUUAGUAUGAAGAUGAUGAUCGAGACUGCCUCUGCGUCGCCUGACAAGCAGUAUAUCCUUAUCACGCCUCAGGAUAUGACGAACAUCCAUAUUGGCAGUAAUGUCAAGGUGCAUAGGAUGCAGGAUCCUGAUCGGCGGCAGGGACGGUUGAGGUUUGGGGCUGCGCCUAGUAAUGAUUAG
This is a messenger RNA of Coprinopsis cinerea okayama7#130, 3450 nucleotides long. RefSeq lists its product as hypothetical. The record is from RefSeq and is a predicted model, not a curated record. The coding region runs from base 1 to 3450 and encodes 1149 amino acids. The transcript has 20 exons. Gene Ontology annotation, molecular function: single-stranded DNA binding; damaged DNA binding. Gene Ontology annotation, cellular component: Smc5-Smc6 complex; site of double-strand break; nucleus. NCBI's taxonomy places the organism in Eukaryota, Fungi, Basidiomycota, Agaricomycetes, Agaricales, Psathyrellaceae. Gene Ontology annotation, biological process: double-strand break repair via homologous recombination.